AUGGUUCGUUCACACAGCCUCAAUUACCCUUCAAGUACUGAGCAUUGCGAAAAAGCAAAUAUCAAAGAGGAACUUGAGUGCAGCAAAUGCUAUCCAUGUAUGAGUUCAAGAAUGUCAUCAGAAGGAGAAGAUAGUAGUAAGAGUGAAGAGGGAGGGAAAGCGGGGGCGGGGGCGGGGGCAGAAGGUAAAGAUGAUGCGGAUAAGGAUGGAGGGAAUGGUUGGGGUCAGCGCCGCACCUUGUGCUUACUGAGUGCAGUAACUCUGCACAGAGCAAAGCGUCCAUGUAUAGUACCAGAUUUCGAUCGUACCGUCUCUUCAUCUCUGUUUAGUCUGCUGCUCACUCCUGUUCCUCACAGAAGCACUGCACAAGUAAUGAUGACAAGUGCGCAGCAGUCUGUUUUGAAAUCUGUUUCCGAUAAGCCGAGAAAAUGCAUAUUUUGCAGAUAUGCGCAAGAUGAAAUCUUGCAGUAUGUCCAACUUUCUGCCGAUGAAGAUUACUGCAUUCCAUCUACUGUGAAAUGUUAUUCAGAACGAUAUGUUCGCUGUCAGCUGUCAUUCGAAGAUCCUCAAGUAGACAAAUUGUUUCGAGAAACAAAUGACGUUAUGUUUGAAUUAUACGAUUAUUUGACACUAAAGUUGGAAGCCAUGUUUCAUGGGAAGUCGCAUUUGUUUCCUCAGUUGUUUACAAAAGAAUGGGAGAACUACUAUUCUUCUCUCUGUCCUGAGAAUGAUUUGAAAGAGAGGCGAAGAAAUAAUAUGGAUAUCGCAGAAUUUGAGGAAGACCAGUUUCAAGUGAAAUCUGAUGAUAGACUGAAUAACAAGAAGGACAAAAAAUUUGAAAGUGAAGAAAAGCGAAACCGAAAACGGAUACAGCGUGUUGAUAAAAAUGAGAAAUCGAAAAAAAUGAAAUGUAAUUGA
This is a messenger RNA of Thelazia callipaeda (thelaziosis nematode), 918 nucleotides long. Lineage: Eukaryota; Metazoa; Nematoda; Chromadorea; Rhabditida; Thelaziidae. The record is from the annotation of a GenBank genome assembly.